Messenger RNA from Monoraphidium neglectum, 894 nucleotides. RefSeq lists its product as hypothetical. The transcript has 3 exons. The coding region runs from base 1 to 894 and encodes 297 amino acids. The record is from RefSeq and is a predicted model, not a curated record. Gene Ontology annotation, biological process: proteolysis. Lineage: Eukaryota; Viridiplantae; Chlorophyta; Chlorophyceae; Sphaeropleales; Selenastraceae.
AUGGCGCAGCAGUCGGAGCUGCAAGAUGCGGAGACCAUCCAUGUCAUUAUAACAGGCUUUGGACCUUUCGACAAAGUCACUAGCAACCCCACAGAGCGAUUGGUCACCUGGCUGCGACAACAGACCGACCCUGCCUCUGCCCCCGACGCAUCAGUAGCCACUGCCACGGCCACGCCGCUGCGGCGCCUGCGCCACGCGCGCAUCGCCAGCUGCACAGUGCUGACCGUUUCGGCGCGCGCCGUGACCGAGUACCUGGGGCAGCAGCUGGAUGAGCUGCUGCGGCGCGGCGAGGCGGCGCGCGCGGCACGCGCGGCGGCGGGGGGCGGCGGGCGCGUCCGCGGUGCGCCGGUUGUGCUGCUGCUGCACUUUGGGGUGGACAUCAAGCGCCCCACGUUCAACAUGGAGUCGCGCGCCGUCAACAACGCCACCUUCCGAUGCCCCGAUGCCGACGGCUGGCAGCCCAACAACCGCCCCAUCACCUCGCUCGUCGCCGCGCCCCCGGCCGGGACCGGCGACGCCCCCGCGGCGGCGGCCCCGCCUGCGCCCGGCGGCGGCGGCGGCGACGGCGCUGGCGAUGGCGACGGCGCAGCGGCGUGCGGCUUGGACGGCGCGGUGGUGUCGGACCUCGAUCUGCCACGCCUCUGCGAGCGCCUGCGGGGGCAGGGCCACAAUGUGCUGCUUUCUGAGGACGCGGGGCGCUUUUUUGAGGAAAUCCCCGAGGAGGGCCAGCGCCGGUUCGCUAUUGACCUCAUAGAGGCCCUCUGCGAGCAGCUGCACGAGGAGUACUUUGGGUCCGGGCGCAGCCGGGAGGACGGCGGCGGCGGCGGCGGCGCAGGAGUGGGCGGCGGCAGCUCGCCCUCGGUCGAGGGCGGGCCCGUGCUGGCUGCGGUUUAG